UCAAGUUUCUGAAGUCCGUGAUGGCUUCCAAUUGUUCAGGGCUUGAAGGAAAAUACCUCUACGACACUCCGUAUUCCUUGACAAGGGACAUCAUUUUAUCAUUAGACGCCGAUAAAGGAUGGGAACAACUGGCUGCAGAGAUUGGAUACAGUUUUGACAAAAUCAAAAUCUUUGAACUAGAAUACCAACGUCACAACGGCAGCCCCACCAAAACGUUACUGUGGGAUUUGGGUAGUCGAAACACAACGCUGAGAGAACUCUACCUCAAACUGCAGAAAGCCAAUCGUGUGAGGGAAAUGAAAAUCAUUGAAAAAUAUUUGGAAGGUGCCAAACCAUCCAACAUUUCCAAUUCAGAAAAUGAAAAAGAUUUGUUGCCUUCAAAUUCAUGCACACCAAGUCUGCCACUAGACUUAAAACUAACAGGUCUCCCACAACCGCCACCACCGCGGAGGGCAAACGAAGUAAAUUUCAAUAAUCCAAUGACACAACCCACCAAAAUGGCUUGUGAGACUUCGGACAAAGAAAAGCUUUUGCAUGACAAAAUUAUCCCAGGAUUUAAACAAGAUCAGCCGAGCUUAUCGGGGAGGGUAACAUCAAGUGAGAAAAAGAGAUGGCCACAAGAAGGUACCGAACGACUUCCGAGCGAAUCGUCGCUUCCAGUGAAAAGUCAUUCGCUGUCUGACAACGCGUCAACUCCAAGCAACAGCAACGGAAGUUCUUCUGUCCUCACGUCUGCCACCUCCAAGUCCACAAGUUCAUCAGAAGUGUCAUCGUCUGCUAAUCCAUCAUCUCAGGGUGCCAUGCAGAGUAUAACCUCCAUGCCAAAUAUUGACAAUCUGAAAGGGGUCAACAGCAUGAAUUCGGUGUUGACGGCUAACAACAUGAAUCUUGAUGUCGCCAUGACAGUCCUGAGCACUCCCGUGUUCACCUAUAAGGAUCUGGCCCAUGCCACUAAUGGCUUUGAUGAUUGUUGGAAGCUGGGUGAAGGUGCCUUUGGAAAAGUCUACUAUGGAGUUCUCAGAGACUCCAAGUGUGCCAUAAAAAGAUUAGAAGAGGAUAUUACAGAAGAUGUUCACUCCAAAAGACACCAACAAAUGAGAUCAGAAUUAAGUGCAUUACUGAGAUACCGUCACGAGAACAUCGUCACGCUGUACGGAUAUGCUCUCGACGGACCGUCACUGUGUCUUGUCUACCAGUACAUGGUCAAUGGAUCACUCGAGGACAGACUGCAAUGCCAUAAAGGAACGGCACCUUUAUCGUGGGAGAAACGGAUAAGCAUAGCCCUGGGGGCAGCACAUGGUCUCCAGUACUUCCAUAAGAUUGGGGAGAAACCACUCAUCCAUGGCGAUAUUAAGAGUGCCAACAUCCUCCUUGACCGACAUUUUGAAGCAAAGAUUGGUGACCUGGGUCAGGCACAGCAGGCUACUAGUGGCGCCAUCACAGGGAAGUUCACACACAUCACAAAGAAAUGCAUGAGCACCAAGAUCUACGGCACGAAGGCGUAUUUCGCCCCCGAGGUGAUGCGAGGCAGUGAGAUGUCCGUCAAAUCAGACGUGUACGCUUUUGGAGUUGUCUUGCUUGAAAUCUGCAGUGGUGAAAAAGCAUUUGACGAAAGACGAGAGCCAAAUACAUUUAUUGUGAACCAUUUUGGUGAAGUGACCGAAAUAUGCCCCGAGGAGACUUGGUUGAACGUGUUCCAGGAUAAGAAGGCGGGGCAGUGUGAAGAAUCUCUCGUCAUCAGGAUGUUGAAGUGUGCCAUGCAGUGCGUAUCUCACACCAAGAAACAACGGCCAGACAUGACCAUGGUCGUACAUGAUCUGGAACAAAUUGAAAAGAAGAGGAACGAGCUCUAUGGAGGAGGUUUGCAAGGGCCCGAUUCGUACAGCCAGAUGUCUCACACGAGUGCUGCAGUCAUCAGCGGUACAAACAUGGCAGGCAACCCAGAUCCUCCUUCCCAUAUCCAGAAGGUGCAUCCGACCGUAAUCAUCCCCAACACCCCCAUCCUUACGGAGACAGCCGACCGUUCCACUGACGAGGAUGGUCCGGAGUCUUUGAGGCUGCAGAAGAUGUAUGAUAAAAAGAGUAAAGACGUUUCAUUGCCGGUCGCUUCCCCUCGUACCGCUUCUCCCAUUUGCUCUCUUCCACCAGGCUCGCGUAUUCCCGACCCACUCAAGCUGCAGCUGAAGUUUGACAUGAAGCAGGAAGGCCAGGACUCACGGGAGAUUGCACGGAAGAUCGACCAGCUGGAACUGGAGAGCGUGAACAGUCUUGCCCCCGGAAGCAGCACCGAGGACUACGCUUCGGAUCCCAAGAAGAUCGCCCAGAUUGAGGAAGCAGAUGCGGAGCUGAGGAAGGAAAACCCAGGGAUACAGGUGUUGUUGAACUCCGAAAACAGAUUUCAUAUUCCAAAAACAGAUCCGGCCAAGCUAGCAGCGAUGAAGAUGUUUGAUGCCAACAAGAGUCUCACCAAGUCACCAACAGAGCUGAAUGAGCACCAGUCAGACUCCUCCAAGAUGAAGAAUAUUGAAGAAUUUGACAAGAAAAACAUUCCAUGUUCUACAGAAGGGGAUGGCGAUGAAGUGUCUAUCAAGACGGAGAAUAUCAGUAAUGUUCAACCUUUGCAAGAUGAUGACUUUCCCAGUUACAAAUUGUUCGGUGGUCCACAAACCGUUAUCCAGGCUAGCUCGCUGCCAGUGACAUUGUCAGAGCAGGUGGUCUAUCGAGAAAACAGAAACACUAAUGCUAGCAAUCCUGCUUACAGGGAGAGCGAGGGUUUCUUGGUUUCGAAGUCGCUUGGCGAGUUUGACGAUUCGUUGACUGGUAAUGAUAACACUCUAGUGGGACAAUCUGGUCAGGAUUUAGACAUGCAGGCAUUCUUUGAAAGGUACAAACAAGCAACAGCAGGAAGUGAUAUUGAUGAAGAGGAUAAGGAUAAUGCAGAUAAUGAGAUGGGUGAGGAGGAGAAGGGGGAGGAAAAAGCUGAUAGUUGUGUGUGUGAACAGACUUGUGAGCUUUCCCAGUCUUCAACCUCUUUGCAAGCCCCAGAGGAUUAGCUAGAAGUGUCAAAGAGACUUAUUAGAGUGUGUGUGUACAUACCGGGUAAUGUGAACUACAUCAUUUUGUAAAACUAACUUACUUACUUAUUUCUUGAGCAGGAGAAAAAGGAAUAAUACAGGGCCACAUUCAGAUUAGGUUUUGUCGCAGUCAGUUCCUUUUUGGUUUGAUUGAAAACAUUUUUUAUUGCAUAUAAUAUACAUUAUAUACAGUACAAAAGGAUUGGGCACACGUUAUCCAACUUAGAGGCCCUCUCUUUUUGGUUCCUGCAUCAAACUCGUCGGGUGCUAUUUUAGAUCUGUGAGAGAAGCAUAUUUUAGGUCAGUUAGUUUUAUACAUUUGUAUGGCUAUUUAUUUAUUAUUAAAAACCUAGAAGUUAUGGUUUUUCAUCUGUACUGAUGAAAAGAAAUAAGGGAACACCUAAAUAAGUAAGGAAGAAAAUAUUUUAUUUAAUACAACACAUUUUAUUUAUGGUUAUAUGUCGUCGGGACAUAUGGGUAAGGACCACACAGAUA
Gigantopelta aegis is the source of this 3569-nucleotide messenger RNA. Its product is annotated as LRR receptor-like serine/threonine-protein kinase GSO2. NCBI's taxonomy places the organism in Eukaryota, Metazoa, Mollusca, Gastropoda, Neomphalida, Peltospiridae. Bases 21 to 3053 code for a protein of 1010 amino acids. Gene Ontology annotation, biological process: signal transduction; protein phosphorylation. The transcript has 11 exons. Gene Ontology annotation, molecular function: ATP binding; protein binding; protein kinase activity. Gene Ontology annotation, cellular component: plasma membrane. The record is from RefSeq and is a predicted model, not a curated record.